UCUUCUUCUUCUCUUCCCCGACGCCAUAGUUUGGAUAGACCGAUAGAUAGCUCGGGAUUUAUGGUAUUUUCACUCCAAUCCGGAUCUCACUCGAGAGCACCAUGAUCGGCCUAAGAUGGCUGUCAACAAGCUAAACAAGCAGCAAGAAGUUCUGGAUGUCUGCGUGGACACUACCAAGGAGAUCCCGGCUGGGCGAGUUCUUCGCAAGGCGACGCUGGUAUGGAAGCUGCUGGUGCUGCUCCUCGUCGCCGGCUGCGGCGUUUACAUGUGUUUGAUCGGCGUGGAUCGAAGAACCACGUACGAUCGGCUCAGCCUCGAUCCAAUCCAGCAGGUCUGGCGGCGAGAGAAUCUCUGCCCGAGGUUGUCGCGAGCCAAGUUCCCGCAACACUACCCCCAGCCAAGAACUUACUCGAGGAAGGAAUGCAGGUGCGUGCCAGUCCAUUUCUUCGUCCUCCUCUCGAUGCAGCGAUCCGGCAGUGGAUGGUUUGAGACGCUCCUCAACAGCCAUCCAAACGUGAGCUCUCACGGCGAGAUCUUCUCCAUCGGCCGGCGCCGCGCAAACUUUAGCACGAUCAAGCAGACACUCGACGAGGUCUACAAUCUGGAAUGGUAUUCCAGCGCUGCCAAGAACGAGUGCACGGCCGCGGUGGGAUUCAAGUGGAUGCUCAACCAAGGAGCUCUAGCACACGGUGACCAAGUCGCCGAUUACUUCCGCUCGCGCGGCGUCUCCGUGGUUUUCCUCCAGAGAAGAAACUAUCUCAAGCGAUUGAUCUCGGUCAUGGGAAACGCUUACGAUCGAGCAAAGCCGCUCAAUGGAACGCACGUCGCUCACGUCCACUCGCGAGAAGAGGCCGAGCUCUUGGCUUCGUUCAAGCCCACCAUCGACGUCGCAAACUUGCUCCAAAACCUCCGCCGCGUCCAAAACAUGUCCGACGAGACGCUCCGGAUCUUCGGCACGACACGCUUGACAGCGCUCUACUACGAAGAUCUCGUAAAAAAUCCUCGAAAGAGGGUGGACGUAGUUCUUCGAUUCCUGGGAGUGCCACGCCAAGAUCUCCGCAGCAAGCACGUAAAGAUCCACACGAGACCCCUCCGCGACUCCAUCACAAACUGGGACGACGUCUACAGGGCUCUCAACGGCACCGAGUUUGAGAGCCUUCUUCACGAUCGCGACUACUUGUGAUAGUGGAGGAAACCAAGACCAUCUUGACGGAGUGUACAUACAAGAGCUAGGCACGAUCGAUUCAAUCUGGAAUUCUUCUCCUCUUUUGUUUUUGUUUGAAGCGUGUGUUUUUGUCAAGAACAAUCGUUGACAAUCGAAAGAAGUUUCCUUGUGUAAAGAAUUUGAGUUAUAGUAACACAAGCCUUUGUA
This is a messenger RNA of Selaginella moellendorffii, 1372 nucleotides long. RefSeq lists its product as uncharacterized. Lineage: Eukaryota; Viridiplantae; Streptophyta; Lycopodiopsida; Selaginellales; Selaginellaceae. Bases 116 to 1183 code for a protein of 355 amino acids. The transcript is spliced from 7 exons. The record is from RefSeq and is a predicted model, not a curated record.